UGUACCAUUGUAGCUUCGGACAAAGGGGUGGGCGAAACCCGAAAGCGAGAUGGAGGGGCCGAUCUGUAGUUCAGAGCUCACCCCUGAGGAAGAGAGACUUGUGAUCAGAGAUAUUUCCAUGGCUGCCGAAGCUCAGUCCAGGGAAGGAGAUGCAUUCUUUCUCAUCACUCACAGAUGGUGGCAAAACUGGCUUGAAUAUGUGAACCAGGACCAAGCAAGCACCACAAGUGAUGUAUCAUCAUUGUAUGAUUCUGAAUAUCGUGAAUCAGCUGGUUCAAAGACUUUCAAGAGACCUUCGGUUAUUGAUAAUUCUGAUUUGAUUUAUGAUGGGACAUCAGAGGAAUCUAAUUUGGGACUGGAGCUUCAUGAUGCUUUGGUAGAAGGUCGUGACUAUAUAUUGCUUCCGCAAGAAGUUUGGAAGCAAUUGCUUGUAUGGUAUGGUGGAGGUCCAACAUUGGCACGGAAAUUGAUCAGUGCUGGUUUGUCUCAGACAGAGUUGGCUAUAGAAGUCUACCCUCUGUGCCUUCAAUUAUUUGCGAUGCCAAAAGAAGAACGUGCUACAAUCAGAAUAAGCAAGAAGGACACCGUUGGUGAGCUACACAGAAGAACGUGUGAAAUUUUUUAUCUAAAUUUGGAGCAAGUAUGCAUUUGGGACUAUUAUGGUCAUCAGAAACAUGCUUUGAUGAAUGACAUGGAUAAGACACUUGAUGCUGUGAAUAUACAGAUGGACCAGGAUAUUCUGGUGGAGGUUAUUGGUGAUGCAAAUGGUAAUGCUUCUGGUGGUUGUAUGAGCCCUGUACAGGACAAUGGGUGUGUAGAGAAAGAUUCAACUUCUGUUCUUCUAGAACCUUGUAAGUCAAGCUUGUCCAUUGCAGGGGGUAUGUCUGCAAGCAAGGGUGUUUCAAGAAGCUGCAGUUCAGACUUGUCACAAAGCCAUCAGCUGACUUCACCUGUUAGAGAAUUGGAUAACUCAUAUGGAACUAGUGGUGUUACUACAAGGGGUUCCAGUGGAGGUCUUACUGGGUUGCUGAACCUUGGGAACACUUGUUUUAUGAAUAGUGCAAUUCAGUGCCUUGUGCACACACCUGAGUUUGCUAGAUAUUUUCGUGAAGAUUAUCAUCAAGAAAUAAACUGGCAAAACCCACUAGGCAUGGUGGGGGAACUAGCUCUAGCAUUUGGUGACUUGCUUAGAAAACUAUGGGCUCCAGGACGCACGCCAAUUGCUCCUCGGCCAUUUAAAGCAAAGCUUGCUCGUUUUGCACCCCAAUUCAGUGGAUAUAACCAACAUGAUUCUCAGGAACUGUUGGCAUUUCUGUUAGAUGGGCUUCAUGAAGAUCUAAAUCGUGUCAAACACAAACCUUAUAUAAAGUCUAGAGAUGCAGAUGGUCGGCCUGAUGAAGAAGUUGCUGAUGAGUACUGGGCAAAUCACAUUGCUCGGAAUGAUUCUAUAAUUGUUGAUGUGUGCCAAGGUCAAUACAAAUCAACUCUGGUUUGCCCUGUAUGUGGAAAAGUGUCCGUAACGUUUGAUCCUUUCAUGUAUCUAUCUUUGCCACUUCAAUUCACAGUUACUCGGACCAUGACUGUCACAGUUUUUACUAGUGAUGGGAGUGCACUGCCAAUUCCUUGUACUGUGAAUGUUCCAAAACAGGGUCGUUGCAGGGACUUGAUUCAAGCCAUUAGUGGUGCUUGUUCCUUGAAAAGCAAUGAGAGGCUUUUGCUUGCUGAGAUUCGCAGCCACCUGAUUCAUCGAUUCUUGGAGGAUCCUUUAAUAUCAUUAUCCACAAUAAAAGAUGAUGACCACCUUGCUGCUUAUAAGAUACCAAAGUUUAUGAAGAACACGGUAUUUCUUCGGUUGAUACACCGCCGUGGAGAAAAGGGCUCUACUGGUGCUCACCUGGAUUGGAAACCUUAUGGUACUCCGUUUGUCUUACCAAUCUCACGUGAUGAUGUUAUCACGAGAGGUGAUGUACAAUCAAUAGUUCAUACCAUACUCUCUCCAAUGCUAAGAGUCAAGACUCAUAGGCCUCCGGAUCUUCCUGACACCAAUAUUCCAGCAGCAGCAUCACAUGCAUCUCAAGCUGUCAGUUCUGGUGAAGCAUGCACAGAUGCCAUGGUAUCAGAUUCGAUAGAUAAGGAUGAUAGCAGUUCUCUACCAUCUAUGCGUUCAAAACUGCCUCUACAGCUUGUUGACGAGAAUAAUGCAUGCAUUGAUCUGACAACAGGAGAGGAGAAGCCCAUUAGACUUUCCUCAUCAUCAUCGCCAAUUAUUGUGUUUAUUGACUGGUCACAAGAACAAUUAGAGAAGUAUGAUACCCAUUAUCUAGAGAAUUUGCCAGAGGUGCUCAAGUAUGGAAAUGUGGCAAAGAAAACCCGUACUGAACCUUUGUCUUUGUACACCUGCUUGGAAGCUUUUCUGCGUGAAGAACCAUUGGUGCCUGAAGAUAUGUGGUACUGCCCACGAUGCAAAGAACGACGACAAGCAAGCAAGAAGCUGGAUCUGUGGAGGCUUCCUGAAAUGCUAGUCAUCCAUCUCAAGAGAUUCUCCUACAGCAGAUCAAUGAAGCAUAAACUGGAAACCUUUGUCAACUUCCCAAUUCAUGACUUUGACUUGACAAACUAUGUUGCCCAUAAAAACAACUCUCGGCGCCAGAUUUAUGAGCUCUAUGCCUUGAGCAACCACUACGGUGGCAUGGGAAGUGGGCACUAUACAGCACAUAUCAAGCUUCUUGAUGAGAACAAAUGGUAUAACUUCGAUGACAGCCAUAUCUCACCUAUAAACGAGGAAGAGGUUAAGUCAGCAGCGGCUUAUGUGCUUUUCUAUCGGAGAGUAGAGAGCGAAGAUGUCUCCAUAAGCAACGGAGCUUAGUUGUAUGCUGGUCGUGACGACAGUUCGCUCAAAAAGUGAGAAGUGAAGUUUUUGCAUCCUCAAAGAUGUCUGUUAUGGUGGAUAGCACAACGGUUGUGGGUGUAUGUGCAUUUGUUAUUUGUACAUAUGUGAUUUAUAAGAUAAGCAGGCCAAUUCUCUGAAGAAAGGAGAGAACAGUCCCGGGAUUCAUUAGGAGUCCCAGGUUUCUAGUAACUGAGAAUCUGUAAAAUGGAAGAAACUUUCAAUUGUACCUUCAACCUUGUCUUUUCGAUAGCUUAUUCAGAAUA
Molecule: messenger RNA, 3153 nt
Organism: Telopea speciosissima
Lineage: Eukaryota; Viridiplantae; Streptophyta; Magnoliopsida; Proteales; Proteaceae
Product: ubiquitin carboxyl-terminal hydrolase 5-like
Exons: 13
Coding region: 50-2866 (938 amino acids)
Biological process (GO): protein deubiquitination
Molecular function (GO): cysteine-type deubiquitinase activity
Source: RefSeq, a predicted model, not a curated record